AACAAUCGAAAACCACCAGAGAAUGUUGACAAGCGAUUCACUCUUGAUAUCCAUUAGUGCUCUUAUAAAAGCUCAAUACUCGCCGGCAUCGAGAUAAUGUGUUGGAUCAGAUGCUGAGUUGUUAAACCUCAAUGCCGUCCAUUGGCCCCACAGCGGACGAUCUGUUCCUUGGUGACGUCACUUGUUCCUGACAGGCAUCAAGGCACUUCACUUUAGACCGGACAACAACACUUUCCAAUGUGAUCGCGUCUUCCUCAACACCACAACAAAACUGAAAAAGAAAACGAGUAAAAACUUUGCAGAUUUCGCAGUUAGAAGAUUAAAUUACCCAAGAAACCAAGUCAGGACAAAAUCACAAAUGGCCUCCCGAACCCUCUUCACCCGCGCCACGGCCCUCCUCCGGGCCAGCGCCAGCGCCGCCGCCACGAACCAACCUGUUCAAACCGGAUCCAUCAUCUCCAUCUCCAUCACGAGAUCCACUCCUCCCCUCAUGUCCGGGUCAACCCGCGCCUACCACUCCACUCCCCUCCUCCAAACCGCCAAAGACUUCAAAUCCGACCGGACCACCCUCCGCCCAGCCAGCUCCGAAGGGACCGUCUCGGCCUCGGACGACGACGUGGCGCACCUCGACAAGACGGCCUUUGACCCCAACAAGACCUCGCCCAAGGAAGAGACCGAGUCAGCGGGCAAGGAGUCCAACGGCAACCCGCUGGAGACCAGUGGAGCCAACAGACAGUUCUCCAAGCCCCAGGGCGAUAAUCCUGCUGAGGGCGACAUGUCCAGGGGGGAGAAGACGACGGCUGGUGGGGGCAAGGAGAAGAAGAAGAGUGGUGGGCCGGCGGCGGGGAGUAAGAAGGGGGGGACGACGAACUAUCAUGGGAGUAAGGAGUAG
This is a messenger RNA of Neurospora hispaniola, 892 nucleotides long. RefSeq lists its product as uncharacterized. The transcript has a single exon. Bases 359 to 892 code for a protein of 177 amino acids. The record is from RefSeq and is a predicted model, not a curated record. Lineage: Eukaryota; Fungi; Ascomycota; Sordariomycetes; Sordariales; Sordariaceae.